Molecule: messenger RNA, 643 nt
Organism: Zingiber officinale
Lineage: Eukaryota; Viridiplantae; Streptophyta; Magnoliopsida; Zingiberales; Zingiberaceae
Product: protein G1-like7
Exons: 1
Coding region: 16-606 (196 amino acids)
Biological process (GO): response to light stimulus; mRNA transcription
Cellular component (GO): nucleus
Source: RefSeq, a predicted model, not a curated record
CACCUCCCUGACCACAUGGACGCUACCGGCCCAUCCGAACCGACCGGCCGAGCCGGCCCGCCGGCCGCCACCUUCGCCCCUCCGCCGCCGUCGCGGUACGAGUCCCAGAAGCGGCGCGACUGGAACACGUUCCUGCAGUACCUGCGGACCCACCAGCCGCCGGUGAGCCUGCCUCAAUGCGGCGGCGCCCACGUGAUCGAGUUCCUGAGGUACCUCGACCGGUUCGGGAAGACGAAGGUGCACGAACCGGGCUGCGCUCACUUCGGCCGGCCCGAGUCGCCGGAUCCGCCCUGCCCUUGCCCGCUCAACCAGGCCUGGGGCUCCCUCGACGCUCUGGUCGGCCGCCUCCGCGCUGCCCACGACGAGCGUCGUACCUCCGGCGAGGUCGAGAACCCCUUCGCCGACCGCGCCGUCGGCGUCUACCUCCGGGAAGUCAAGGAGCGGCAGGGCAAGGCGCGCGGCGUCGCGUACAGGAAGAGGUGGAAGCGCAAACGCGUCGCCUCGACCGCCGCCGGAAGCUCGGCCGGUGCUGAUAAACGUGGCGGCAGCAGUAGUAGUAGCACGGCGGCGGGCGACAGUAGGAGUUCGUCGCCGGCGGCUUCUUGAUUGUUUAGUUUAAUCGAUCUUCGUUUAAGUUUAACUG